This is a messenger RNA of Naegleria gruberi, 2991 nucleotides long. RefSeq lists its product as uncharacterized. Gene Ontology annotation, molecular function: histone acetyltransferase activity; RNA polymerase II general transcription initiation factor activity; RNA polymerase II general transcription initiation factor binding. NCBI's taxonomy places the organism in Eukaryota, Heterolobosea, Eutetramitea, Acrasida, Naegleriidae. The transcript has a single exon. Gene Ontology annotation, biological process: transcription by RNA polymerase II; RNA polymerase II preinitiation complex assembly. The record is from RefSeq and is a predicted model, not a curated record. Gene Ontology annotation, cellular component: transcription factor TFIID complex. The coding region runs from base 1 to 2991 and encodes 996 amino acids.
AUGGAUCAAGAUAUGGUUCAAAGUUUAAGUGGAAUAGGUCAGCAAUUUGAAGUCAACUGUCAACUUGAUAAUUCUGAUAAUGAAGAAGAAGAAUUAAUUUUGCACAACAGAAAAUCUAAAGAAGAAUGUGAAUAUGAAUAUAAAACUCUUUUUCUUGGUGGUUUAAUUGAAAAGAUUACCAAAAAAAGUUAUGCAAAGAUAAGAAAUGAUGAUUUACAAGUUCAGGAGGGAAUGGAAAAUUUCUAUUUUGAUAAUUUGAUUGAAAUUAAAGCUGUUUCGAAUGGAAAGGUUAAAGUUGAUUCGAAUAAUUUCAAGAAGAGAGAUGAAAUUGAUAACUUUAUUCCUCCUGAGAGAGUUAAUGUGGAAAAUGUUGAUAUGGUGAAAUGGGAAGAUGAAAUUGUUUGGGAAGAUGAUAGUAGAGUUGAAAUUGGUAAACAAAGUUAUUCGAUACUAGAAGAAUUAUCAGUAAUUGGUUAUGAACAUAAUUCUGGUAAUUGGGGAAUGAUUCAUGUUUCGUCUGAGGAGGAAGCAAUUAUUCCUUUGCCUAAAUCAAUAACAAUUACUACUGUACCUUUAUCCAAUUCCAUUCUAGAAGAAACUCCUUUCCUAUCCGAAACCUCUCUGAAAAAGAAGAGAAAAUACCGAAAGAAAAAGAAAUUCGACUCUCCUCAAGAAAAUGUUCAAGUUUCUCCAAACAAAUUGAUAGAUAAAUCUAAUUUAAAAGAAGAAAAUCUUCAAUUCCUUAAUACUGAUCUACUCAAUUGUGAUUGGUUGGACGAAAUUUAUUGGGAUGAUAAUCAACCGAAACCAAACGAAGAAAAACUAAUUCUUGACCUGAAUGAUAAAUCAAUGAUUUAUGAUAUUGAUUUAGAAAUCAAAGAUAAUGAUGAAAUUUCAGUUGAAUUUCUUUAUCAAUCUUCUUGUAAUCAAGUUUCGAAUAGAAAUGAAAUAAUUCCAAAGAAGUAUCAUGUUCAACAUUCGAAACCGGCCAUAGAGUUAGAUUCCAAAUAUUAUAACCUCUUCCCUAAAGGAAAGGAAGUUAGUCAAAAGAAAUUGUCACAUUUCAAGAAGAACGAAUCUAUCCGCUUGAAUUAUUCGAAACCAAAAAGAAAGAUUAAAUCGAUUCAAUCAAGAAUGGAUUUAUCUGCUGUUGAUAAUCAACUUGUUUUAAUGGAAUUUUUGGAAAGAUCCCCUUCACUCAUUAACAAAUUUGGAAUGGCAACAAAUAUUGUAAACUAUUGUAAGAAACCAGAAACAUUUCAACCAAUUCCAAUUAACAAAAAUGGAAUAACUAUAAUGGUUGAUAAUGAGGAUGAGAUACCAUUGUUGACUAAUCUAGAAUCUAAUGAUAAAAUAAUUACUGCACAAAAUAACAUGUACUCGUCACAAAUUUAUGAACAAAAAGUUAAGAAUUCUGAUUUCCUUUUAUGUCAAAGAACAACCACAGAUGGUAGAAGCACAUGGUUUAUAAGAGAAAUACCGAAUGAAUAUCUAGUUGGACAUAUUCAGCCUCAAAUUGAAGUUUAUCCUCCAAGAACUCGUUCACUAGAUUCCUACAUUAAUAAUGCACUCUCUUACCAUAUAUGUAAAUUCUUUAAGGAUAAAAUUAGAAAUGGAAAGAAGGCAAAAAUAAGUGUAAAGGAUAUAACUUCAAAGUUUGAUGAUAUUCCUCGUCAAACUAUUAGAGAAAAACUCAAAGAAUUUGCCACUUUGGACAGAAAAGGAAAUGUUUGGGUUGCAAUUAAAGAAAAAUUGCCAACCGAUGAAGAAUUACAAAGAUUAGUGACACCUGAAAUGAUUUGUGUGAAUGAAUCAAUGAUAUUAGGAGACUACAAGUUUAAUAGACAACAUAUUGAUGACAGAUCUGACAUGGUUGCUUAUGAGCUGUCAUAUGCCAAAUUAGAAGACAAGUAUCGUAAAUUAAUUAAUGCAAUUCAGAGAAUUAAAAAUAAUUUACCUUGGGAACAGACAAGCAAUUUCCAACUUUGCUUUAAGAGUAAUAAGGAAAAUGUCAAAUUAGAAUUAUUAGAGCUAGUUCAGCAGAAUGUGAAAAAUGUUGAGUUGUUUGUGAGUGAAAUUAACAAACAAAUUGAAAUGGAAGCUGAAGAAAUUCUUCCAUCUUUGACUGAUUCACAAGCAAGAAAGAUUCUAAUCGAUUCCAAACUAUUCCAAGACGAAACUAUUAGUAAUAUGAGCAGAUCUGAAAGAAAGUUCCAAGCCAGAACGUUGUUGAAACAAAGUGAAGAAUAUUCGAAAGUAGAUUCAGAAUUAGAUAAAAGAUCAGCCAAAACACUUGCCAGGAUUAAUGUUUUCAAAGAUGCCCUUCGAGAUGUUUAUUGGAAAGAAUCAAUCAAACUUUCGAAUGGAUUAAACUUUUAUGAAACAUCUGAAAAAGAAGUUCAAGAGCUAAUCUUGAAAAAGAAAGGUCAUCGCACUAACAAUGCUAUAAAUGCAGAUAUCGCAAGUAAUGAUUCAUUGUCAACCCAUUCAAGAAGUGAAAUAUUGGAUGAGAAUCCAAUAGAAGAAAAUGGAAAUAAGAAGAAAAGAGGACGAAAGAAGAAGAUUUCACUCAAUAAUCAAUAUGUUAAAAAGACAACCACUUUAGAUGACAAGACAACUCGAGUUGAAUAUAUUCAUAAUCCUGUCAGAGUAAAUUAUUAUCAACAAGUUCAGAAGAGUAAGAGAAGAUCAAAACAUUUGAUUGGAGCUCAAGAUUGUGAAAUUCUCUCAGUUGGACCAAGAGAAAGAGCAAGAUUACAAGCACUUUCAAAGGAAUUCAAGAAGAAUUUCAAUUCCACUGCUGAUAAGGAAGAAGCCAUUGAAAGACUUUUUAGAAAAUCAGAGAAAAUCAACACUUCAAUCAAGAAUGCUUCUUCUUCUUCUUCCUCUAAUUCAUCAAAAAACAAGAGAAAAUCACAAGAUGACAACAAUCAUAAUAGGAAACAAUCAACCAGUAUUCGUCAACCAAGAAAGAAAACUAAAAUCCAUUAA